AUGAUUCCUUGGGUUCUCAUCUUUUUUGCCGGAGGCGCAUCCAGCUCAUUUUGCGGCAAAAGUGGUGUGCCCUUCAGCGUCGAAGUGCUGCCUUCAGGUGCUCCUGUGCUGGGAUGCGCUCAACCGUCAUGUCUUGCUCAACCAGCCGAUGAUGUUGAUGACAGCGUGUUCAACACCGACGCGUCUGGUCAAAUUGACGGCUUCUUUCGUGAGGGCGACAAUUCGCAUCAAGGGUACCUUCAAACAAACAAGCUGAGAGCGGUUCGUAACUUUCUUUUUGUUUUGGUUUUUUUGUUUGGUUCUUUACUGCGCUAGGA
Cylicostephanus goldi is the source of this 317-nucleotide messenger RNA. NCBI's taxonomy places the organism in Eukaryota, Metazoa, Nematoda, Chromadorea, Rhabditida, Strongylidae. The record is from the annotation of a GenBank genome assembly.